UGGUGCUCGGUUCAUCACGGGAUCGUCGGCAAAACCGCCCCGGAAAGGCUAAGGGCCAGCAGUCCCCAUCCACCAACCUCUUCCCUUCCUCUUCUUCCCUCUUUUCCCGUUCCAACCUCACCUCUUCCUUUCCAUCACAUCUCGCUCUUCAACACCGUCAUCAUGUUCAAGAGCGGUCUCGCCCGGUCCUUUGGCAGGGCUGCUUUUGCCCGGACGACCCCCGUCGCCCGCGCCUUCCAGCCCGUCCGCUCCAAUGCUCUCCCGGCUCUUGCCCGCUUCGCUAGCUCCGACGCUGCUCUGACCGGAAAGGUUCACCAGGUCAUUGGUGCCGUCGUUGACGUGAAGUUCAGCGGCGAGAAGCUCCCUGCCAUUUACAACGCCAUUACCACCACCAACAACGGCCAGAAGCUCGUUCUGGAGGUUGCUCAACACUUGGGUGAGAAUGUCGUCCGUACUAUUGCCAUGGACGGUACCGAGGGUCUCUCCCGUGGUGUCGUCGCCGAGGACACUGGUGCUCCCAUCACCAUCCCCGUCGGUCCCUCCACUCUCGGCCGUAUCAUCAACGUCACUGGUGACCCCAUUGACGAGCGUGGUCCCAUCAAGGCCACCAAGUUCGCUCCCAUCCACGCCGAGCCCCCUGCUUUCGUCGACCAGUCCACCUCUGCCGAGAUUCUCGUCACCGGUAUCAAGGUCGUCGACCUGCUCGCCCCCUACGCCCGUGGUGGUAAGAUUGGUCUGUUCGGUGGUGCCGGUGUCGGUAAGACCGUGUUCAUUCAGGAGCUGAUUAACAACAUUGCCAAGGCCCACGGUGGUUACUCCGUGUUCUGUGGUGUCGGUGAGCGUACCCGUGAGGGUAACGAUCUGUACCACGAGAUGCAGGAGACUGGUGUCAUCCAGCUUGAGGGUGACUCCAAGGUCGCUCUUGUGUUCGGUCAGAUGGACGAGCCCCCCGGUGCCCGUGCCCGUGUCGCCCUGACCGGUCUGACCAUUGCCGAGUACUUCCGUGACCAGGAGGGUCAGGAUGUGCUGCUCUUCAUUGACAACAUUUUCCGUUUCACCCAGGCCGGUUCCGAGGUGUCUGCCCUUCUGGGUCGUAUCCCCUCUGCCGUCGGUUACCAGCCUACCCUGGCUGUCGACAUGGGUGUCAUGCAGGAGCGUAUCACCACCACCCAGAAGGGUUCUAUCACCUCCGUCCAGGCCGUCUACGUGCCCGCUGACGAUCUGACUGAUCCCGCCCCCGCCACCACCUUCGCUCACUUGGAUGCCACCACUGUCUUGUCCCGUGGUAUCUCCGAGUUGGGUAUCUACCCCGCUGUCGACCCUCUCGACUCCAAGUCCCGUAUGCUCGACCCCCGUAUCAUCGGUGAGGAGCACUACGCCACCGCCAGCCGUGUCCAGCAGAUGCUCCAGGAGUACAAGUCCCUCCAGGAUAUCAUUGCCAUUCUCGGUAUGGACGAGUUGUCCGAGGCUGACAAGCUCACCGUCGAGCGUGCCCGUAAGCUCCAGCGUUUCCUGUCCCAGCCCUUCGCCGUCGCCCAGGUCUUCACUGGUAUCGAGGGUACCCUUGUUGACCUGAAGGACACCAUUGCCUCCUUCAAGGCCAUCAUUGCUGGUGAGGGUGACGACCUCCCCGAGGCCGCCUUCUACAUGGUUGGCGACAUCAACGCUGCCCGCGCCAAGGGUGAGAAGAUUCUGGCUGAGCUUGAGAACAAGGCCUAAAUGUAAUUUUGUCAUUUGCUAGCUAGCGCCGUCUUAACUUCCCCCUUCCAUCUUCAAGCUCUUCCUCUCCUUGUCCUCUGUUCCCUCACCUAUUCUCUAUUGGUUCUCCCAGUCUCAUUUAAUUCCCUUUGUCAGAACACUCAAAUGUUCCAACGUUGUACGCGACAACACCAUUUCCCUUUUUCGAGGCGUGUAUAUUACUAUGUACAUUACCCGAUCUAAGAGAAAAAC
Molecule: messenger RNA, 1950 nt
Organism: Penicillium mononematosum
Lineage: Eukaryota; Fungi; Ascomycota; Eurotiomycetes; Eurotiales; Aspergillaceae
Product: F1F0 ATP synthase subunit beta
Exons: 6
Coding region: 163-1719 (518 amino acids)
Biological process (GO): proton motive force-driven mitochondrial ATP synthesis; proton transmembrane transport
Molecular function (GO): ATP hydrolysis activity; ATP binding; proton-transporting ATP synthase activity, rotational mechanism
Source: RefSeq, a predicted model, not a curated record